AUGUCAAUAGAAGAAAGUGAAUCACGAUGGAAUAUUGAUAUUGUUAAUGAAAAUGAUUUAAAUGAUUUAUUACCAUUAUUACGAGAAUAUUGUGAAUUUUAUAAUCAGACGGAAAACAUUUCUCAACCAACUGAUGAUGCACUUCUGUCAGUAUGUCGUGCACUUAUAGCCAAUCCAAAUCAAGAAGGUAUUCAAUUGAUUGUUCGUGAUUGUAAAGAACGAAAAGCAAUUGGUUUUGCAACUAUUUUUUGGGUGUGGUCAACAUUAAAAGGAGGUCGUCUUGCACUUAUGAAUGAUCUUUAUGUUAAUGAAAAAUAUCGAGGACAAGGUUUAGCUGAUCAACUUAUUGCUGCAUGUGCAAAAAAAGCACGUGAACAUGGAGAUUUAUGUUUAACAUGGCAAACAUCUGUUGAUAAUAAACGUGCACAAACGGUUUAUAAUCGAAGUGGUGCAUUGAAAUGCGACCGUUGGCUUGAUUAUUAUCUUGAUUUUCUCUUAUCAGUAUUCUGGUCGUUAUCUAUAACUCUGAUUGUAUGUAUUCUGUAUGGUUGUUGGAUGUAUUUUGAUCGAGAUACUGAUUCACAAGGAGGUCGAUGGUCUGAACGCUUACGUCGAUUAUCUAUUUGGAAUUAUUUUACAAAUUAUUUUCCUUUGAAAUUAAUUAAAAGUGAAGACCUUGAUGCAAACCGUAAUUAUAUAUUUGGUUUUCAUCCACAUGGAUCAUUUAGUUUUGGUGCAUUAGGUAAUUUUGGUACAAAUGCAACAUAUUUUUCUAAUCUUUUUCCAAAUAUUCGUUCACAUUUAAUGUUACUUCAUCUUCAAUUUUUAUUUCCAUUUACACGUGAAAUAUUACUUAAUCUCGGUGCAUGUUGUGUAUCAAAAAAUAGUUUUGAAUAUUUUUUAAAUGGUAAUCAAGGUAAAGGUCAUGCUUUAGUUGUUAUUAUUGGUGGUGCACGUGAGAUGUAUUUAACAAAAAAUGAUACAAUGAUAUUAUAUUUAAAGAAAAGAAAAGGUUUUGUUGAAUUAGCAUUAAAACAUGGAGCUUCACUCGUACCUGUUAUUUCAUUCGGAGAAAAUGAAUUAUAUCAACGAUCUACUUGUUUUAAUCUACCUUGGGGUCGAUUUAUAUUUGGACAUAUACCACUUCGACAUCGUAUAACCACUGUUGUGGGUAAACCAAUUCAUGUUAAACAAAAUAUUAAUCCAAUAUCUCAAGAUAUAGAUGAAAUUCAUAAUGAAUAUAUCCGAGCUGUAGAACAACUGUUUGAAUUCAAUAAAAAUAAAUAUGGUUUAGGACAUGUCAAUCUAGAAAUUGUUUGGUCAAACAGAUAA
Molecule: messenger RNA, 1332 nt
Organism: Adineta steineri
Lineage: Eukaryota; Metazoa; Rotifera; Eurotatoria; Adinetida; Adinetidae
Source: the annotation of a GenBank genome assembly